Molecule: messenger RNA, 2058 nt
Organism: Rubroshorea leprosula
Lineage: Eukaryota; Viridiplantae; Streptophyta; Magnoliopsida; Malvales; Dipterocarpaceae
Source: the annotation of a GenBank genome assembly
GCCGCUCACUUUCUCUCUCACUUUUCUCCAAUUCCUCUUUCCCUUGGACUUUUUCUCUGAUCUUCAUGGAAAUGGAGGAUCAUCACCACCAUCAGUAUGGAAUUCCAGAUCUCAGGCAACUCAUCAGCGGAAGACCUACAACCCACCAUUUCCAACAGAUUCCACAACCGCCCGACAUCUUCUCCGGUCACCGGAAUCUUCCUCCCCAACCCCAUCACCACCACCACCACCACUUUGACAUGAUGCAAAUGGUGAAUACUCGUCAACUGACCGACUUGCUCACUCGUGGGUUGCAUGAGUUUCCUGCAGAUUCCAGUGCCAACGCAGCCACUGCUGCUGCUGUUGCUGUUACGAGUACUUCUACUCCUAGUAGUGUAAGUGGGUUUGACGGCGAUGGUGGUGGGUUUGGUACUGGUGAUGGUGGGACUGGAAGAUGGCCGAGGCAGGAGACUUUAACCCUUCUUGAGAUCAGAUCUCGUCUUGAUCCCAAGUUCAAGGAGGCUAAUCAAAAGGGUCCUUUGUGGGAUGAAGUAUCAAGAAUCAUGUCGGAGGAACAUGGGUACCAGAGGAGUGGAAAGAAGUGCAGGGAGAAGUUUGAGAACUUGUACAAGUAUUAUAAGAAGACUAAGGAAGGGAAGGCCGGAAGACAAGAUGGCAAGCAUUAUAGAUUCUUCCGGCAGCUUGAAGCUCUCUGUGGAGACAGCACCAGCAGCUCAGUUCCGGUGCCGGAUUCUCCCCUCAUCCGAACAAAUUUCAGGUUUCAUGGUAAUCCAAACACCGGCAGUGCUAAUCAAGAGGGUUAUAAUUCUCAAAAGCUCUGUGACAGUCUUAGCCUCUCUAAUAAUUCCUCCGAGUUCGAGACUUCUUCUUCCGAUGGCAAUGAUCUGAGCACUGGGGUGGCAUUGGGGAAUGAUUCAAGGAAGAAGAAAAGAGGUGGGAGGAGCUGGAAGGCGAAGAUAAAAGAGUUCAUCGACGCACAAAUGAAGAAGCUAAUGGAGAGGCAAGAAGCAUGGUUGGAGAAAUUGACAAAGACUCUUGAGCAGAAGGAACAAGAGAGGAUUUUAAGAGAGGAAGAAUGGAGGAAACAAGAAGCAGAGAGAAUAGAUAGAGAGCACAAGUUUUGGGCUAAGGAACGAGCAUGGAUUGAAGCUCGAGAUGCUGCUUUGAUGGAGGCAUUGCAAACUUUGAACGGAAGACAUGUUAAGGCCUCGUCACCAGAGGAGCUGAUGGUGGGGGAAAUACAAAACCAUAGUGAAAACCAGAAUGAGAAUGGAAGUGAUCAGACAAUGAACAAUUCCGUGAAGGAUGAUGGAUGGGGGGAAGAUGAGAUUUCGAGGCUAAUACAAUUGAGAAGCAGCAUGGAACCAAGGUUUCAGGAUGGUGGGUGUUCGGAGGAGAUUCUGUGGGAGGAGAUAGCUUCGAAGUUGGCUUGUUUAGGCUAUGAGAAGAGUGGUUUAAUGUGUAAAGAGAAAUGGGAUGGGAUCAACAGCUUCCUGAGGAAGAAGAAACGGAAAGAGAAUUCGAGAAGCUGUAGUACAUAUUAUCAGAACAAUGAGGCUGUAUACAACACGGGUGGAGGAGGAUACUGUGAAAUCAAUGAACAAGGUGCAUCUUCGCCGUCUAAUUCGAAUGCAGCUGCUAGUGAUAGUUGCUUUAGGUUCUUGAUGGCUGAUGGAGAUCAGAACUUAUGGGAAAAUUAUGGUUUGAAGCUCAACAAGGGAGAGGAAUAAGAGGAAGAAGAGAUUCAAUUGAGGCCUAUUUCUGUUUUCAAAAAGGAAUGCAUGCAUUUUAAUUUUAUAAUAACAAUGAUCAAGGAGCUGAGGCUGAGCUGACUAAUUCAUAGAAAUGUGGUGUUCCUGUGGAUAUGUUAGGAAAUCCAAAUGAAUGGUGAAAAAAUAAGGGUUUGAUGGAAGGGGGAAACAGUUGUAGUGCUGCUCUUGAAGGUUAGGAGCCUUUUCUGAAAUCUCUUGUCCUAAGCAAUUUUAUUAUGGUAGUUCCUAGUACAUUCUGCUAUGAUAAGAUACAAUGAGUUUAUAUAUGCAUGCAUGUUAUGAAUAC